AGCAGCAACACCAACAGCACCAACAGCAACAACAACUGCAGCGGCAGCUGAAGUUGGCGUCGGCAUCGAUACUGGGAACGGCAUUGAGAUGCUGAAGGCACUCUAUGAUUUUCAGGCGGUUUAUCCCAAGACGAUUAGCUUCGAUGAGGGCGAAUAUUUUAUAUUGUAUCAGACAUCCGCACGCCAGCGUAACUGGUGGCAGGUGGUUAGCAUGAAGGGCAACAUUGGCUUUGUGCCAUCAAAUUACGUAAUGAAGAUUAAGGUGGAACAUGAUUUUCUCAUCAGUUUUCUCAACUCAUCGAUUGAGUCGCUGGAGAAGUGCACUGAUCCAGAGAUAAAUGGCAUCAUGUCCAAGGAUGAGCUGCUCGACAGGCUGCGCGAAAAGAAGAACACCAUGGAGCGUCUCUAUGCCGAGAGUUGGGAGCGUGAUGGGGACUCGUCGCUGUCGUAUUCGCACAGCUGCAGCGACAAGCAGCAGCUGAGUGGCAGCCACAAUCAUUCGCAUCGGCACUCGCACUCGCACACGCAUCCACACCAGCUGCAUUCACACCAAUCGCAAGGGAGCAACAGUCCGCCUGCUAUGCAACGCCUGGACAUGAGCAAGAAGAGCAUGUCUAGUCCGGCGGUGGGCGGAAAAAUGCCGCACUCGAUGCCCGAAUCGCCCAGCAUGGGCAGCAUGCAGCAGCUCCAAAGCAGCAGUUGCACCAUACAGACGCCACAGCAGCAGCAACAGCAGCAGCAGCAGCAGCAGCCGUUGCCAGCGCCUCCGCUAGUGGCCAGCACAUCUGCAGCAGCUGCAGCUGCUCAAGCACAAGCACAAGCGCAAAAGGUGUCCGCAUCCGUUUCGGAUGUGACGCAGGACAACAGCAUUACCUCGGAGCCAUCGGAGACGACAACGACAACAACGACCACCAGCGAGGAUGUGGUGACCACCUACAAGGAGACCAGUCAGCUGAGCGCCAGCAACGGUGCAACAACAACAGCAGCAGCUGCAACCGCCGCAGCCGCCGUCGCCACAGCAACAACAGCCGCAGCAUCAGGUGCAGCAGCAGCAUCAUCAUCAUCUGCCGUCGCUGCUGCAUCGCACAAGCCGCACAAUGGCAGCAGCAGCACUGGUGCCACUGCCAGCCACGACGAGCCGCUCAGUCUGAGCCUCAGCCAGGGGGCGGAUAGUGCGGCCGACAAGUCCGAGGAGGCGAGCGAUGACGGCUGCAAUGGCUGCAUCGAUGCGGCCAACAACAGCGUCGACAAUAGCCAGGCGCUGGACGAAAGCAUCGAGAGUCCAUCGCUAUCGCAUCGCCUCGGUGCAGCGCUCGCUGCCGGCAAUGGCAAUGGUAAUGGGCGUGGCCAGCUUAAGGUUGAAUCAUCGGAUGUGUAUCAAAUUGUGGAUGCGUUGCGACGCAAUACGAAUCUUAGCUUUGAUUUGUCCUGCGAGGCGCUGCGCGUCGUGCUAACUAGCCUGGAGCAGCUGUAUAAUGGUGCCAUCAAUCCAUAUCUGGAGGCAGUCGCUGUGCACGUAACCGGCAAGGUGGCUACUCCCAAAGAGCUACUGGGCAUCACGCACGACUCGAAGCGGUUGCAGUAUCUGUUUGCCCAACUGGCCGAUUGUAAGAAUGAUACGGAGCAGCGCACCUGGAUGCUUUACGAGGAUGAGGAGGACAUUAUGCAUUUUCUCGAGGAGCUUGUUGAGAUACUGAACAAUGCGGAUGAGAACAUCAGCUGCUACGAGAUGUCGUGCGAUCAAUACCAGAUGUUCAUCAAUCUGGUGCAAUACUAUCAGAUGGAGACACGCUGGUCCAUCAAACACCUUUUGCUUAAGACUUUCACUGCUGCCUGUCACUUGGACCACAUCAUUGUUGACAUACUUCUAACCUCGGUUCUGCCCCUAGAGAUUGUAGAGGACAUGAAGACACACUUUGCCAAUUUGGAUCGCUUCAAGCAACUGGUCAAAAUGCUGACCGUAAUCUUCUCACUGGGACAGCUAAUGCCAGUUAAUCAUCAAGAUUACUUGGGCGUGCAUUUUGCCAGCUUUCUGCUGGAAAUUGUUGAGGGGAACAAUCCGGAGCUGCUGGUGGAUAUGGUAAUAGCCCUAAUACUGGCCUUUAAUCAGCAGUUCGGGGAGCAUACGGUCAAUGUGAUCAUUGAGGCCAUGCAGAAUCUGCCCACGGGCAAAGUGUUCACCGAGAAGCUAUUGCUAUUGCUCAAUCGUGAGGAUGAUCCGACGCGACUGCUCAAACAUCAUAAUGAAAAUAUGAAUACGGUGCUGCGUAUGUUUAUUGACAUAUUCAGUCAUGCGGAUACGGCUGGCAUGUUUUAUACGAAUGACAUUAAGGUGCUAAUAGACAUUGUGGUGCGUCAGCUUUCCGAUUUGGAUGCGGGCAGUCCGACACGUCCCUGCUAUUUGGAACUGUGCCGCCGCAUUUUGCGCAAUACAAAUUAUCAGGAACAUCAGCAUCGCAAGCAUGAUCUCAUGAAAAUCUUUACACGCAUCUUCUGCGAGGAGACCGAAUGCAGCGCAUCCGAUCAGCAGCUUGUGCGCGAGAUAGCCAACGAAUUUCCUCAAUUGUUUAAGGCAUAAACCUAACAAUGGAAACCAAAAUAUAAAAUAAAAUAAAAACAAAAAUAUAACGAACAUUAAGAAAACACUCCUAUAAACCAAACAAUGAAUAAGAAUGAAAAACGAAAACAAAAACCAAAUCCAAAAUGUAAAGCGUUGCUAGUGAGGCUACCAAAUGAAGCCAAAAAAUUGUUCAAUUUUAAUUUCAAAUAGUUUACAAAAAAACAGCGCAUCAGCAGGCAUUAGCAUUAUACAACUUUCGGAAAGCUUUAUCAAAUCCACUGCAUUUCACACUUUUACAAAAACAUAAUUAUACAUCUAGCUUAAUACUAAGUUUCGUUUUGACGGUCUCCAGCAAAUUGUUCAGUUUCAUGACAUUUCGUAGUGUAUCUUAUGAAGCAAAGGCAGCAUACAAGUUACGUAUGUAUGCCACCAUUAUAGAACUAUGACCAGUAUCUAUAUUUGCUAUAUACUAUA
Molecule: messenger RNA, 3034 nt
Organism: Drosophila grimshawi
Lineage: Eukaryota; Metazoa; Arthropoda; Insecta; Diptera; Drosophilidae
Product: NCK-interacting protein with SH3 domain
Exons: 8
Coding region: 89-2578 (829 amino acids)
Biological process (GO): endocytosis
Molecular function (GO): protein binding; Arp2/3 complex binding
Source: RefSeq, a predicted model, not a curated record